Molecule: messenger RNA, 402 nt
Organism: Coniophora puteana RWD-64-598 SS2
Lineage: Eukaryota; Fungi; Basidiomycota; Agaricomycetes; Boletales; Coniophoraceae
Exons: 3
Biological process (GO): protein phosphorylation
Molecular function (GO): protein kinase activity; ATP binding
Source: RefSeq, a predicted model, not a curated record
GUUCAUAUGCACUAUCGGCUUGUUCUUAAGGAGGCUGGUGUUUCCCUGGACUACCUCAAGAACUCGUCUGAAUUGGUUCAUGCUGGUCGCGAUCUGAUCGUGCUACAAGCUAUCCGGGAUGCCUUCGAGAUCCAUCUACUUCAUCGGGACGUCAGUUUUGCCAAUGUCGUGCUUUUCCGCGAAAAGAAGGGAGACCGCCGCCUGGGGCUGUUAACGGACUGGGACUUCUCUUGCACCACCAACGAGAACGGCGUUGCGAGCGAUGCGCACAGAACUGGGACUUUCCCCUUCAUGUCUCUCAAUGUUAUAAGCUGCUCCCCAGGGUUUCGCCAUACUGUGCAAGAUGACAUGGAGUCUUUGGCCUAUGUUCUCCUGUUUUGUUCCAUGACUCUCCUUGAACAC